Molecule: messenger RNA, 1497 nt
Organism: Colletes gigas
Lineage: Eukaryota; Metazoa; Arthropoda; Insecta; Hymenoptera; Colletidae
Exons: 6
Coding region: 1-1497 (498 amino acids)
Source: RefSeq, a predicted model, not a curated record
AUGCCACCAAAAGUUAAGAAAUCACCCGCGGCUGCUGCAAGACGCGGACAUGAACCGAAAACUGCGACUGCUAAACGAACAGCACCGGGUAGAUUAAAAAGAAUAGACAAGUCGAAAGAUAAAGGAAGGGCGGGAAAACCUACGGAAAAAUUGAAAGGAUGGCUGCAGACACCGGCCGAUUGGGCACGUUUCAAUGCCUGGGCGAAGAUUAAUGCUCAGCCAAAAAAGCUUCCGGAACCCGAGCCAAUAAUCCGAGAGUCGAUGCCGCUCUUUUGUUUCCGCAAAAGAUUGAAGAUAUUGGCGGCACCCCGCAAGACGGCCGAUCCGAGUAUUAAUUGCAGAUUGGAUCAGAGAAUUCCGAAGUCAGCGUUGACGAUCGUCCCGUGGAGGCGACUGAUUCUUCUGGCGUUGCCAAACGUGAAGCUGUGCGACUAUGGUCGGGUGUUUUACAAAGUCUCCCCAGCAGCCCUCGAGUACGAGGCUUCCGACAGGAUCUGCGAACUAAGCCAGCCUCGCGUCUAUAUUCCCGAAGAAUGCAGACCCCCCAUAGUCUCGAUGUGCGAGGAAAGGAAAGUGGUCGACGAGGAACGAUUGAAGAAGCUUGCUCUGGCGAAGAAAUUGCUUCACUGUCCCGAGCAAUUGACCCCCGAAGAAAUCGCUGAGAUUUUUACACCGUACGGCAUAAAGAGAACCGCUCUCCUGUACAAGAUCACACCGUGGAUGAGAUUCUUGGCAUUGCCGUCGUACAAGACGAUAAAAUACAGAAAAGACGAGGACGCGGUGACUUGGAAGAAAAUAAUAAUCGAGGACGGGUCGGAAAGGGGUAAAGCUGCUCUGGCCGAGCAGGAGAAGAGAAUUGGAAGGAAGAGGAAACACAAGGAACUGGAAGAAGGAGAAUCGAAGGAGGGUAGCGGCGAUGCCGUAGAAAAAGCUGAUGAAACGAGGGGUAAAGGGAGGAAGGCUAAACGAAGAAAAUUAGAGAAACAUGCUUGGAGGUAUGCACCGCAUCCGUGCAAAGAUGAUCCUUUCCGUAUCAAAAAAGGAGCGUUGGAGGGCAAAGUACCGCCAAGCGUGGAUGAAUUAUCAAAACCACGCAUCCACGAAAGCAAAGCUAUCAGAUCCGACCCUUUCACGGUGAAAAAGGCUGCUUUGGCCGCUUCAGCUUCUGCGAGAGUAGAGGAUCUGGCAAAACCACGGAAUCCUUUGAGCCCCAUCGAGAGGAAAUCACCGCGCGAAAAGGACAAAUACGGAAGACCGAUAUUUCAAAUGCCUGUCUAUGGUAAACGGUUGCCUAAAACGAAACCGUACAAGAUGGGCGAAUGUCCGCCGAAAAAGACGGGGAAAAUCGUUAAGAAGCGUCCAAUCGAUCCGAUCGCUUACGAAUUAACUUACGAUCCUUGCAUCUAUCCAGGUUUGGCCAGAAGACAGAUGCGGGAAAGAAAGAGAGCUCAGAAGGAUCGUACGAUGCGUAGGAGGCUCGAGAAAAAUAAUGAAUGA